Molecule: messenger RNA, 2548 nt
Organism: Daktulosphaira vitifoliae (grape phylloxera)
Lineage: Eukaryota; Metazoa; Arthropoda; Insecta; Hemiptera; Phylloxeridae
Gene: Naprt
Product: nicotinate phosphoribosyltransferase
Exons: 15
Coding region: 473-2170 (565 amino acids)
Biological process (GO): NAD+ biosynthetic process
Molecular function (GO): nicotinate phosphoribosyltransferase activity
Source: RefSeq, a predicted model, not a curated record
CAACAUUUGCUAAUGAUUUAUGAGUAUAUUAAUUUUUAUCACACAUUAAAAUAACUGAUAAGUAACACUAGCGUACCUGACUUAUUUCGUAGUAAAAAAAACGUAAAAUGUAGAAUGAACAAUGUUUUAUUGGUCAUUCAGAAUUGUUCCUUCAACACUGCAGUUAGUUUACUCAAGGAGUUAUUGAGACUCCUACAAUCUCUUCGCGGUGCGCAGUAGUAAUGGUGUUAUAUGACAGUCAAUGUUUACAUUUUUAGUAAACACAACAUCCCCUUAACUUUAACUUUAAAAUUUUUAAUUGUUAGUAAAUAAAUAUAGACAUCUCAUUUAAAUUAAAUUAUUAAUGUACAUAUUUUUAAUAAUGCAGAGGCUUCUAUAUGUAGAGAAUUUUUGAAUAAACAUAUUUUGAUUUAAAAAGAAAAAAAAGUAUUACAAAAUAAACGUAUUAAUAAUAUAUAAGUCAAGUAUUACAAUGAAUAUCGGAAAGGAUAAUGUAUAUCAAGGACUUCAGGUUCACAAUUCGGUUGUGCAGCCUUUAUUGACUGAUUUAUAUCAAAUAACUAUGGCUUAUGCAUACUGGAAAUCAGAAAAGACAACUGAUACUGCUGUGUUUGAUUUAUUUUUUCGUCAUAAUCCAUUCCAAGGAGAAUUCACAAUUUUUGGAGGUUUAGAAGAAUGUUUAAGAUUUCUAGAAAACUUUCGUUACUCAGACAGUGACAUUGAGUACUUGAAAACUGCAUUACCUCCGACAAUAGAACAAUCAUUUUUUACGUAUUUGAAAAAACUCACUGCUAAAGAUGUAACUCUUUAUGCCAUUGACGAAGGCUCCGUUGUAUUUCCAAGAGUACCUUUAAUUCGUGUAGAAGGACCAUUAAUUGUAACUCAACUUCUGGAAACGACUCUAUUGACAUUGGUUAACUUUUCUAGUUUAAUGGCUACCAAUGCUGCUCGAUAUAGAAUGGCAGCUGGUGACAAUGUAUCUUUAUUGGAAUUUGGUCUUAGGCGAGCUCAAGGUCCUGAUGGUGGACUCUCGGCUUCUAAAUACGCUUAUAUAGGAGGGUUUGAUGGAACAAGUAACUUGCUUGCUGGAAAAAUGUUUAACAUACCAGUUAAAGGAACUCAUGCCCAUGCUUAUAUAACAUCAUUUUCAGAUCCUAGUGAAUUAAAAACUAAGACUUUAAAAAAUAUAAAGAAUGGCAAAGAACAAAAUUUGAUAGAACUUACAUUAUCAUGGCGAACUAAAACAUCAAAACUAUUGAAUAUUUCUGAAAGUCAAGCUUCUGAUGGAGAACUAGCAGCACUUGUUUCAUUUGCCAUAGCUUUUCCAGAAGGCUUUAUUGCUCUUAUUGAUACAUAUGAUGUUAAUAAGUGGCAUUACUUAGGACCAAAACAACUACCUGUCAUUUCAAGUUUUGGGAGUGGAAUUUUAAACUUCUGUGCCGUUGCUUUAGCUUUGAAUGAUCUUGGAUACAAAGCCAUUGGCGUAAGAAUUGAUAGUGGAGAUUUAGCUUAUUUAUCUAAUAAAUCUCGUGAAACUUUUAUUUUGGUUGCUAAAGAGUUUAAUAUACCAUGGUUCGCUAAUUUAACUAUUAUUGCUUCAAAUGACAUUAAUGAAGAAACAAUUUGGAGUUUAAAUGAUCAAAAACAUAGCAUUGAUUGUUUUGGAAUAGGAACACAUUUAGUUACAUGUCAAAGGCAACCAGCUUUAGGCUGUGUUUAUAAGUUAGUGGAAGUUAACAGCUUACCACGUAUAAAAUUAAGUCAAGAUGGAGGAAAAAUUACAAUGCCUGGUAAAAAGGAUGCUUUUAGAUUGUUUGGUGGUGAUGGUUAUGCAUUGGUAGAUAUGCUUGUUAUGUCCAAUGAAACACCUCCAGUUGCUAAAAAUAAACUUCUAUGUCGUCAUCCAUUUGAUCAAAAGAAACGAGCUUUUGUUGUGCCAUCAGCUAUUAAACCAUUAUACAAAGUUUACUGGAAAGAUGGUCAAAUAACACAAUAUUUACCAGAUUUAAGAGAAAUAAGAGAACAUGUCAAAGAAUCUUUAAGGACUCUAAGACCUGAUAUAAGAAGGAAUCUUAAUCCUACACCAUAUAAGGUUUCUGUUUCGGACAACUUAUAUGAGUAUAUGCAUGAGUUAUGGAUGCGAAAUUCACCAAUUGGAGAGUUAUCUUAAACAUAUAAUCAAAGUGCAACUAAAUUAAAUUGUUACCAUUCAAUAUUCUCUUUUAGAUUUUUACCAAAUCUAUUAUUACUUCACUAUAACUUAAUAUGUUUAUCUUAUAGUAGUAAAUAUGUUAUUAAAUAUUCAAACUUUUAUAAAGCAUUCAUGAGAGAAUAUUUUGGUAUUUUUAUGAAACUGCAUCUCUUUUAGUUUAUAUAAUAUUAGCAUCAUAAUGUUAAGUUUUUUAUUUUUAUUCUAUGUUGUUGUUUUACUAAUGAAACCAAAUAAUUGAGUAUUAAUUGCUUUUUAUUUUUCAAAUUUAACAAGUUAAUUCUAAAUUUUAUGUUUUACAUAAAUAUAAUAUUUAAACAUCACCAUUAUAAUUUAUUG